Molecule: messenger RNA, 1128 nt
Organism: Desarmillaria tabescens
Lineage: Eukaryota; Fungi; Basidiomycota; Agaricomycetes; Agaricales; Physalacriaceae
Exons: 6
Coding region: 1-1128 (375 amino acids)
Source: RefSeq, a predicted model, not a curated record
AUGUCGACGUCGUCGCAGAAUAAGAGGAAAGCGAAAAGAGACGUAGACGACGAGUAUGCUGGUGUUACGACUACAUCAAAACGGGAGAAGACUGUGAAGAGUGGACCCUCAAAGCGGGGAGCCGAGGCUGAGGAAGAGACGGAGAAAGAUAGAAGAGCAAGGUUGGCUAAGGAAAGGAAGAAGGCCUGGAAGGACGAGGCCAAGAAAAUGAUACCUUGGAAGUACACCGCUACUUUCGUGAUACCACAAGGAGUGAAGACGAUUCUCAAAGGUGACGCGAAGAAGAAUUAUAAGCUUAAUGAUGGCGAUCUUAAGUCCCUUCCCUAUGAGCAGCGGCUGGGGAUGAGAGGCUAUACUAUGAAGCUUUAUUCUCUUCCACAAGUCCAAGACAUUUGUCGAAGAAAGCACGGCCCUGAGGCAGUAGACGGAGCGAGGAAUCUCGUUGAGUACCCUGACAGAAACCACGACGGAACUGGUGCGACUAUCGCCCGAUUGACCAAGAAAGGCCGAGAAUUUUUCGACGAGAGGGAAGAGAACGAAGCACGGAAGAAUAGACAAGUCCUUACGGACUGUUUGACGCUUUGGGUUCCAGACCAUGCUGAGACGCCUGCGUCUUAUGAACUUCCGACCUUCGAAUGCACGAAAAGCUCUUUACCGAAUAACUUUGCUAUGAGACCUGGGUCGAGGCUUAUCACAGAGUUAGAAGCUAUGAACCUUUUCCUGCUGCGUCGAUGCGAACUUGAGGGUCUCAAGAGGAGGAGUAUUAAUAACGGUUUUGCCCUCGAUUCACCGGAAGGGUUGAAUUACAACGAAGUUCAACAGCGCGCGAUGGAUUGCCAUGGCGGCUUUGAUGGACACAACCAAAAAGUUCUUGAUCUUUCAAAUACAGCCGUUUCAAAAAAUUAUUGGGACUGGGGAACCUUUCCCGAGGACUUGAUGAUCGAAUUUGCUCUUAGCCCAAUUGCGCUGAAGAACAAAUGUGACAAGACUGAGUUGAAUGACAAGGCCUUUCUUGAGGUUUGGUGGCCUCCCUAUGACCCCAUCGGUGACCAAUUUACACGCGUGGUCUGCGCUCCAGGGCACUGCGAUGGCUGUAGGAUAGAAGCUGCGCUAGAUUUUGUAGUCUAA